Molecule: messenger RNA, 2547 nt
Organism: Helianthus annuus (common sunflower)
Lineage: Eukaryota; Viridiplantae; Streptophyta; Magnoliopsida; Asterales; Asteraceae
Product: pentatricopeptide repeat-containing protein At1g52620
Exons: 1
Coding region: 43-2472 (809 amino acids)
Molecular function (GO): protein binding
Source: RefSeq, a predicted model, not a curated record
CUUACUGGUUCAGGGUCUGCCAAAUGACCAAACGUUCUUCAUAUGUCGAAGACUCUCCUCUCUCGCAUCACCCCUCACCACACUCACAACUCCAAAUCACCAUCCAAAAUCUCACCUCAUAUCAAGAAAAUCGUCAACGAACUCUGUCACAUUCUCACAACCCAACACCCCAACUGGGAACAAACCAUCGAAACCCGCCUCUCUCAACAUAACAUCGUCCCAUCAGAUGUUGCACACCAAGUGUUCGAUAAAAUUCCCGACGUCGAAUCCGGCUUAAAAUUCCUUAACUGGAUAACUCAGAGACCAUAUGGGUGUCCUCUUAAUGGGGCUGCUUAUUCCUCUCUUUUAAAGCUGUUAGCAAAGUCGAAAGCUUUUCAUGAGAUUGAUUCUGUGUUCAUUCGUAUGAAAUGUGAAAAUGAAUUGCCUACUCAUGAUGCUCUAGGUGUUCUUGUUCGAGUCUAUUCGGAAUGCGGGUUGGUUGAUAAAGCUCUUGAGUUUUAUGCAUUGGCUGUUGAAACAUACAACAGUGUCCCGAAUGUGUUUGCUUGUAAUUCUUUAUUGACCGGGCUUGUGAGAAAUGAUCGUCUGGAAGCCGCACACCAAGUGUAUGAUGAAAUGCUUCAAAGAACCGAUUCUGUUUGUGCGGAUAAUUAUAGUACUUGUAUAAUGGUGAGCGCGUUUUGUAAGAAAGGAAAGGUCGAAGAAGGUCGAAAGUUAAUUGUUGAUAGAUGGGGGCAAGGUUGUAUACCCAACGUUGUUUUCUACAACAUCCUCAUUGAUGGUUAUUGCAAGAAGGGUGAUGUUAAGAAAGCGUUUUUGUUGUUUAAAGAGCUUAAAUUAAAGGGGUUUUUGCCUGCGGUUGAGACGUAUGGUGCAAUGAUAAACGGUUUUUGCAAGGAAGGAAAUUUCGGUUUUGUAGAUAGACUUAUGAACGAGAUGAAGUCGAGAGGUUUGGUGAUAAAUGUUCAAGUUUAUAACACCGUUAUGGAUGCUCAAUGUCGUCACGGUUACAAGACGAAAGCAGUUGAGAUACUAAAAAACAUGAUUGAAAUCGGUUGUGCACCAGAUAUUGUUACGUAUAACGUUUUAAUAUAUGAUUCUUGUACACGUGGGAAAGUUACAGAAGCCGAACAACUUGUGGAACAAGCUGCAAGAAGAGGACUAAGACCGAAUAAGUUAACGUAUACACCUUUGUUAAACGCGUAUUGCCGGCAAAAUGAUGCCCACAAGGCGUUAGAUUUGUUCGUUAAGAUGGUCGAUAACGGAGAAAAACCCGACCUGUUAACCUAUAAUUCUCUUAUUCACGGGAUUGUUACUUUAGGCGAGAUUGAAACCGCAAUAAUAAUAUUGGAAAAGAUGACCGAAAGAGGAGUAUUCCCUGAUGCAGGGGUAUAUAAUAUUCUGAUUAACGGACUCUGCAAAAAACAUAAACUUCCGGCUGCGAAGAAGUUGCUUUCUAAGAUGCUUGAUCGAAACAUCCCACCUGAUAAAUUCGUUUAUGCAACGUUAAUCGACGGGUUUAUUAGACAUCAAGAGAUUAACGAGGCGAAGAAGCUCUUUGAACUUGCAAUUCAAGAAGGUAUGAAUCUUGAUGUUGUCGUGUAUAAUGCAAUGAUCAAGGGUUACAGCAAAAAUGGUAACUUAGAAGAUGCGGUUUCUUGCGUCAAAAAGAUGAUUAAAGCGAAUAUUUCACCAGAUGAGUUUAGCUAUUCUACAAUCAUAGACGGGUACGUGAAACAACAUGAUCUUGAUGGCGCGUUGGUAAUUUUUAAUCGUAUGGUGAAACAAAACUGUAAGCCGAAUGUGGUCACGUAUACUUCACUAAUUAACGGAUUCUGUCGAAAAGGAGAUAAUCUCGGUGCUGAGAAAGUACUAAAAGAGAUGAAGUUUCAUGGGGUGAUGCCAAAUGUUGUUACUUACAGUAUAUUAAUAGGAAGCUAUUGCAAAAACGGUAAACUAGCAAAAGCAGCUUCUUUUUUCGAACAAAUGUUAACGAACAAAUGCAAGCCGAAUGAUGUUACGUUUCAUCAUUUAGUGAACGGUUUCUCGAAGCCUUAUGAGAAAGAUAACGAGGCGAAAAGCUUGAUGUUUUUGGAUAUCAACAGUAGGAUGAUAUCAGACGGUCGGUGUACAAGAGUUGCUGCGUACAGUACUAUCGUUGUAUGCCUUUGUCUUCACGGAAUGCUCGAUAUAUCUUUGCGGCUGAGUGAGAAAAUGGGGAUUCGGGGCUGUCCGAUUGUUUUUGCUGCUUUGUUAUAUGGCGUUUGCUUAGAAGGGAAGGCGAAAGAAUGGAACAAUGUGAUUUCGUGCAGUUUGAAUGAAACGGAUCUCGUUGUUGCUGUAAAAUAUUUGUCGAUUUUUGAUAGAUAUGUCCCACAAGGGGCGAUUUCAGAAGCUUCUUUGAUUUUGCAGAGGUUGAUUGAUAAUAGUAAGGCCAAGCAUCAUGAAGUUUUGUUAGCUAGAGAAGAAUGAAAUUAGGUGAUUUUACAUUGUAUAUUAAAUGUAUCAAGUACGAAUACGCGAUUUACAUGUUCUUGUUGCAUUUUA